Molecule: messenger RNA, 2028 nt
Organism: Oncorhynchus tshawytscha (Chinook salmon)
Lineage: Eukaryota; Metazoa; Chordata; Actinopteri; Salmoniformes; Salmonidae
Gene: gpib
Product: glucose-6-phosphate isomerase b
Exons: 18
Coding region: 54-1715 (553 amino acids)
Biological process (GO): glucose 6-phosphate metabolic process; glycolytic process; gluconeogenesis
Cellular component (GO): cytosol
Molecular function (GO): monosaccharide binding; glucose-6-phosphate isomerase activity; carbohydrate derivative binding
Source: RefSeq, a predicted model, not a curated record
UCGCGCCUUACAGUCUCACUCAACCAGGGUAGUUGAGCUGAAAGGACCGCGCCAUGGGACUCACACACGACCCAAUCUUCCAGAAACUGGAGAAAUGGUACCAUGAACAUGCUCUGCACCUCAACAUGAGGAAGAUGUUUGAGGAAGACAAGGAGAGAUUCCACAAAUUCAGCACAACGCUGAAGACAGAUCAUGGAGACAUUCUGAUUGAUUACUCUAAGAAUCUCAUCACUGAGGAUGUCAUGAAGAUGUUGGUCGAACUGGGCAAGUCAAGGGGGAUUGAGGCCGCCAGGGACAAGAUGUUCCAUGGAGACAAGAUCAACUUCACUGAGGGUCGUGCUGUGCUCCACGUGGCUCUGAGGAACCGCUCCAACCAUCCCAUCAUGGUUGACGGACAUGAUGUGAUGCCUGAGGUCAACAAAGUCCUGGAGAAGAUGAAGGGCUUCUGCCACAAAGUUCGCAGUGGCGAGUGGAAGGGCUGGACUGGAAAGUCCAUCACAGACGUUGUCAACGUCGGCAUUGGUGGAUCGGACCUGGGUCCUCUAAUGGUGACUGAGGCUCUGAAGAACUACUCCAAGGGAGGUCCCCGUGUGCAUUAUGUCUCCAACAUUGAUGGCACACACAUCGCCAAAACCCUGGCUGAGCUCAAUGCUGAGACCACCCUGUUCAUCGUGGCCUCCAAGACUUUCACCACCCAAGAGACCAUCACCAACGCAGAGUCUGCCAAGGAAUGGUUCAUUGAGCACGCUAAAGAUAAAUCUGCUGUUGCCAAGCACUUUGUGGCGCUCUCCACUGCCGGCCCCUUAGUGAAGGCCUUUGGCAUUGAUCCUGACAACAUGUUUGGCUUCUGGGAUUGGGUUGGUGGACGUUAUUCCCUGUGGUCUUGUAUUGGAUUGUCCAUUGCUCUGCACAUCGGCUAUGACAACUUUGAGAAGCUUCUAGAAGGGGCUCACUGGAUGGACAACCAUUUCACAACAGCCCCUGUUGAGAAGAACGCUCCCAUGCUCCUGGCUCUGCUGGGUGUCUGGUACAUCAACUUCUUCCAGGCCGAGACCCACGCCAUGCUGCCUUAUGACCAGUACAUGCACCGAUUCGCUGCCUACUUCCAGCAGGGUGACAUGGAGUCCAAUGGAAAGUACAUCACUAUCCAUGGCAAACGCGUCAACUACCAUACUGGCCCCAUCGUAUGGGGAGAGCCUGGCACCAACGGACAGCACGCCUUCUACCAGCUCAUUCACCAAGGAACUCGCAUGGUCCCCGCUGACUUCCUCAUCCCUGCCCAGACACAGCACCCCAUCAGGGAAAGUAAGCACCAUAAGAUCCUGAUGGCCAACUUCCUGGCCCAGACUGAGGCUCUGAUGAAAGGAAAGACCACAGAGGAGGCUAAGAAGGAACUGGAGGCCGGUGGCCUGACAGGAGAGGCCCUGGAAACCAUUCUGCCACACAAAGUAUUCCAAGGAAACAAGCCAACCAACUCUAUUGUCUUCAAGAAGCUGAACCCAUUCACACUGGGAGCACUUAUUGCCAUGUAUGAACACAAGAUCUUUGUCCAGGGUGUUAUGUGGGAGAUCAACAGUUUUGACCAGUGGGGAGUUGAGCUGGGUAAGGCUCUGUGUAAGAAGAUCGAGCCUGAGCUGCAUGGCUCCAGCGAGAUCCACUCUCACGACUCCUCCACCAACGGGCUCAUUAACUUUAUCAAGAAGAACCACGCCUAACCUGCCACCACCUACCUCAUCCAUCCUCCCUGUCCUGCGCCCCUGCUGAUGGGGGGGUGUCUGGGUUGUAGUGAAGGUAGACUGCAGCAUCAGUCACCACGCAGAGGAGUAUAAGCACUUUCUAUGUUUUUAAUCAUCUGUCUGUGUCUUGUUUGUUUGUUGUGCCAUCGGACUGUAUUUUAUGUACCGUUGUAUGUUUAAACAAUAAGGCCCUAGGAGGUAUGGUAUAUGGCCAAUAUACCACGGCUAAGGACCCUUCUUAUGCAAGACGCAAUGCGGAGUGCCUGAACACAGCCCUUAGUCGUGGUAUAUU